AUGAUGCAAACACACAAGGAUGACUUUACACAGUUUAUUUGGAAACGACGACUUCAAUCGCGACGGGAUCUGCGAUUACUUUUCCAAGCGGGGCCUGGAAUGAUUGGUCGUUUCGGUGAACUGAUUUCAGACUCAAAUAUGGAAGUCAUUCAAACAUUUGAGCGCAACAAUUUGGCAAAACUAUGCAAAGAAGCAAUCACUUCUGGAUUGUGUGACCAUGAUGACGUGCCUGGGUUUUUUAACAACAAAAUCACAUUGAUUUCACCAAAGAAAAUGAAACGGAUCAAUGUUUUUCCAAGCAGACUAGAAUUCCAGAUUAAAGAAAUAGAAGACGAUAUGGCUGUGCGCGAUCCAGAGCAAUGGUAUACCGUGUAUGCUACCUGCGGACCGUGGGCAAUCAAAUUGUUUUCCAAGCCACUUGUGCAAGACUUGGUUCAUCAGUCCAUAGAACAAAUCCGACACAUAAGCAAAGAUGCAGACAGUCUUUCCUAUAUACAUGUUUUGGCUCGCACAAUUGAUCUGGUUCAUCCCACCCACCAGCUUCAAGCAACUAUUCUAGCCUUUCCAUUAUAUGGAGUACAAAUACUUAAAAAAAGGAUAUUAUCGUUGGGUUAUAGUAUGGAUCCUGCAAAUGAGGACUCGGUGAUACUGGACCAUAAACUGGCAUUGGACAUUUUGAGCCAGGUAUAUAAGAAACUAGAAACGGAGCAUCGCUAUUAUUUUGAAUGGACUACUCUGCCAAAAACUAAAUGGAGAAUCGGCUUCUCGACUGGCCGGCAUGUCAAGGUACUCAACAAUACUGCAUAUCCGGGUAUGGACUCGUUUAGUUUUGGAUUUGGAAAUGACGGAUCGAUAUUCAUGGAUGGCGAAAAACUUCGAUAUGUUCAUGACUUGGCACAAUCUACUUUGCCCAUCGGAAUUAAAACAUGGGGUGUAAUGGUUGAUCUACACGCCGGAUCCAUAAAUUUGGUAUUGAAUGGAAACGUUGCCCAUGUCGCAUUUGGACAUAGUGCAAGUGCAUUUGAUUCCUACGAACAGGAACGACAAAAGUACAGUAGUAUGCUUUUUGCGCAUGAAAUUAGCAUAGAAGAAAGACCAUUUAUUCGAGUGAAUUUUGGGGAUAAGCCUUUUAGUUUUCAUGUUAAUGCUCUGCCAAUGAAUAACUUGAUACAGCCACAUUCAACCAAAGGAAUUGACCUCGUAUCUAUUCUGGAAAUAUCGGGAGCUAAUGCAAACCGCGAGCGAUUAUCACAAGAAGAAGAUGAAAAACUGCACAUGGCAAGUCAUACACUUUAUUUACUUUCGCUUGAAAAAAAUUACUUUCGUGUGUCGCAUAUCCCAGAUGCUAUCAAAAGCUUUUCACAGUUUCCUCCAUCAGUAUAUCGCCGAUCACUGGCUGCAACUAGAUUGCAAAGAGCUUGGAGAAGAUUCAAAGGACAUCAAAUGCGAGAAAAGAUCAAGCAGGAACAGUAUGCUGCCGCUGUCAAGAUUCAACGAAUGGCCAGAAAGAAGUUGCGUAAAAUUCGCCAAAUUAAAAACGAAUCAGCCGAGCAAAUUCAAAAAUUUUGGAGAAAAAAAAUGUUUAUAUGGGCUGCAUUGCUGCGAUGUAUUUACCAACAGCCUAUUCCAGAACUUCAUCGAGCAGCAACAGUUAUUCAACGAAAAUGGAGACAUUGGCAUAUGUUUAAAAACUCUCCUCUUGCAUCAAAGUAUCAGACCAAGAUUGAAGAUCUGCAUGCUGCUGCCAAUCGGAUUAUUCGGUGGUGGCGUCCUCUACACAGUCGAAUGGCCGAGAUUAACGAAACCAGAAGAAGAAACAAGGCAGCCACAAACAUUCAAAGAGUGUACAGAGGAUUUGCAUUGCGAAGGCUACUUCGACCUGAUAUUCGGAAAAAGCUUACUGAACUUGGAAGUGUCAUUGCAAAAGCAAGACAUAGUCUUUUGGAGAUUCGCAGCGCAUACAUUAUUCAGCGAGCUUGGCGCAAAGUACUAUAUAAAAGAGUUUGCGCUGAAAAGGCAAAGACACGAAACAAGGCAUCUACUCGAAUCCAAUCCUUAUGGAGAGGAUUCUGGGUUAGAUCUCAUACUCCACUUAGGUUUACGUAUGGAGAGGCAGUAUUUCUUACUGCUGUCUGCAAAGCGCUUCGCAACUCGCAUUUUAUCCUCAAAAUGUAUCGACCUUGUGGCAUUGUUUGCCCAAAAUCCGAUCAUGCAUUUAAUCGAGACUAUCGCAAGUAAUACAAUACUAUAUGGUUAAAAAGAAUAAAAACAAAUAGCUAGGUUACUCAAUG
Batrachochytrium dendrobatidis JAM81 is the source of this 2291-nucleotide messenger RNA. RefSeq lists its product as uncharacterized. Gene Ontology annotation, cellular component: spindle pole. The transcript has 15 exons. The coding region runs from base 1 to 2238 and encodes 745 amino acids. Gene Ontology annotation, biological process: mitotic cell cycle; spindle organization; establishment of meiotic spindle localization. Gene Ontology annotation, molecular function: calmodulin binding. The record is from RefSeq and is a predicted model, not a curated record. NCBI's taxonomy places the organism in Eukaryota, Fungi, Chytridiomycota, Chytridiomycetes, Rhizophydiales.